Messenger RNA from Lotus japonicus, 4106 nucleotides. RefSeq lists its product as uncharacterized. The record is from RefSeq and is a predicted model, not a curated record. The transcript is spliced from 10 exons. The coding region runs from base 2346 to 3869 and encodes 507 amino acids. Lineage: Eukaryota; Viridiplantae; Streptophyta; Magnoliopsida; Fabales; Fabaceae.
ACCGUGGCUGAAUUAGAGUAUAGGCCACGGUUCAAAAGUUGUGAACACAUGAAGACCACGACUGAAGAAAACCGUGGCAUCUACGUUUUCUACCACGCUUCAAUAAUUGUGGACGGUUCAUGGCUACAACUUUCCAACCGCGGCAACCUAAUCCCACAAAUAUAACCGCGGCAUAAAAAAGUCCUAAUACUAAAAAAUUCCCUUCCGCCAAAAUUUUGUGAACCCCGCGCGUGUUUAGAGUUUUGGCACAACUAAAGGAUUAAUUUUCAUUAAAAAAACCUUAAAACUAAUUAAAAAAUAGAAACCCCCAAACCCCUAACACUACUACACAAUACGUACUAUCAGAGAAAGGAUUUUGAACCCUAACUUUCUCCUUGGCUGAACAUCGUAACCGUCCUCAUCUCGGCGACCUCCUCUCUCCGCCGGCGACGGCUUGUACGACCCUCCUCUCUACGCUGCUUAGAACUUUGAGCAGAGGUAUCCACAUCUUUUUCAACCACUGACCGAGAGCAAGGAGCAAGAAGAUUAAGAGAAGGGAACCAGUAGCAUCAAGCAAAAAUCUGUUUUCUUCAACUGGAAGGUUUAGUUUGGGAGUACAAGGGAGAUCAAACAAAAUUAAGUUUAAUUACUCCAACAAAUCUUGAGGGAUUAAAAAAUGAAGGACAAAGAGUGGACCAAACUUCCAAGGUUUUGUCCAGAGUAUAUCAUGGGCGUUCGUCGAUUUUUAGACUUUGCCUACACUAAAGGAAGACCUCAAGGAGAUGAGAUUUUAUGUCCUUGUGCCAAGUGUAGAAAUCACUGUUGGACAAAAAGAAAUGUGAUAUUGGAUCAUUUGGUAGCUAACGGCUUUCUAAAGGGAUAUGAUGUUUGGGUCCACCAUGGGGAGCAAAUAGAAAGGCCAAUGGAAGUUGAGGAUAUUAUUGCAGAUCAAGAGGACUCACAUGACGACAUUGGUGGCUUGUUGCACGACACAUUUCGAAAUGUGGUAGAAGCAGAAGUUAGUGAGGGUCCUAAUGAGGAUGCUAGAAAGUUCUUCAACUUGGUUAAUGAGGCAAAGCAGGAGCUAUACCCAGGGUGCAAGGACUUCUCCACCUUGUCAUUCAUGAUUCGACUGUAUUUGUUGAAGUGUCUUCAUGGGUGGAGCAAUGCCUCAUUCACCGCCCUCUUAGAACUAUUGAAAGAAGCGAUGCCUAAUUUAAACAUUCCUUUAUCUUUUAACAAGGCAAAGUCCAUGAUUAAGGAUUUGGGCCUUGAUUAUAAAAAAAUUGAUGCAUGUCCGAAUGAUUGCAUGUUAUAUUGGAAAGAGCAUGCCAAUGACAACUUUUGUUGUGUUUGUGGAGAUUCACGGUGGAAGGAAGUUUCCCAAGCAGAUUGUGGGUCCGAGCAAACAAAAGAUGAUUAUAAAGUUCCUGCAAAAAUUUUGAGACAUUUUCCGUUGAUUCCUAGACUUCAAAGGUUGUUUAUGUGUUCAACGACAGCCGAGUAAAUGAGAUGGCAUGAAGAGGAGCGCUCAAAGGAUGGGAAAUUGAGACAUCCUGCUGAUGGUCAAGCAUGGAAGGACUUUGAUCAGCAUCAUCUUGAUUUUGCUUCAGAGCCUCGCAAUGUAAGACUUGGCUUAACCAGUGAUGGAUUCAAUCCAUUUAGGACUAUGAGCAUAGCUCACAGUACGUGGCCUGUCAUGAUGAUGGUAUACAACACUCCACCUUGGCUCUCUAUGAAAUCUGAGUAUACAAUGCUUUCAUUAUUGAUUCCUGGACCAAAAUCACCAGGAAAUGAUAUUGAUGUAUACCUUCAGCCACUGAUAGAAGAGCUAAAGGAAUUGUGGGAGUAUGGAGUGCAGACAUAUGAUUCCUCAAAAAAUGAAACAUUUCAAAUGCGUGCAGCUCUUUUGUGGACAAUCAGUGAUUAUCCUGGGUAUGCUAUGUUGUCAGGUUGGAGCACCAAAGGAAAAUUGGCAUGUGCAUGUUGUAAUUACAACACCAAUUCAGUCUACCUCAGACACAGUCAUAAGAUGUGUUAUAUGAACCACCGUGUGUUUUUGCCAACGCUUCAUCCUUGGAGAGAUGAUGAGAAGUCCUUUAAUGGAGAAAAAGAACUUAGGACUCCACCACCCAAGCUAGAAGGUGAAGAAAUCCAAGAAAUCUUAAAAAAAUUCCCAAAUGAGUUCGGGAAAAAGAAAAAGAAGAAAGUUGAUGGCCCGUGGAAGAAGAGGUCGAUAUUUUUUGAGUUGCCUUAUUGGGCUCAAAAUACAUUACGUCAUAAUCUAGAUGUAAUGCAUAUUGAAAAAAACAUUUGUGAUAGUAUUCUUGGGACUCUUUUGGACAUUCCAGGGAAGACAAAGGAUCAUGUUAAUGCUCGUUACGAUCUACAAGAUAUGGGAAUUAGAAAAGAACUACAUCCAAGAUAUGGGAAUUAGAAAAGAUCUACAGCCUAUGAAAAAUACAGCUCUUGCAAAUGACAAUUCCAAGGCAAAACAACAGCCUAUGAAAAAGCAGCAGCCUAUGAAAAAUAUAGUGAUCGGAAUUGACAAUUCUAAGGAAAAAGAGCAGCCUAUGGAUGGGGUAGUGGCUGAAGAUGUUGAGUCAGGAACAAUGCAAGAAAGUGCUAGGAAGAAGACCAGAAAAACCCCAAUGUGUAGAGCAACCUCAAUUGAUGAGUUUCUUAAAGAAAAUGGAGAAGAAGAAGAAGAAGAGCCAAGAGAUGAAAGUUCUGAUGAUGAAGAAUAUAUCAUGAGACAAGAAGAAAAUGCACAAGAAGAAGAAGGUGGCGAGACAAAUGGGACAAGUAAGAAAAGAACAAGAGGGCCAACACAAAAGUUAAAAAUUCAUGCAAGAAAUAUUGAUGAUCGUGAAGAAGUUGUCCUCGAUAAUGAUGGAGAGCCAAUUGGACCCAAUGAUCAAACUGUGUUUGACUUGAGUAAUUUCCUUGGCACCAUUGCAAGGAAUUCAGACUUGUGUCCUUUGAUUUUUACAAACUUCAAAGUGUUGGUCAAAGAAAAUGGAGGUCGUAUAUGGGAUUAUGUUAAUGAUAAAUACAUCAUUCCAGAAAAAGGAAGAAAAGCCGUAUUUUCUCGCAUCAAUGAUGCUUGGAGGCGUUACAAGAGAAAUCUCAAAAGGAGCUGUUUUCUAAAGUAUUCUACGAUGAGGGACAGAUUAAAAAACCGCCCCAUGGAUGUACCUGAAGCUCAUUUCAAGAAAUUAAUAGCUUAUUGGAAAAAUAGUACUGUUCAGAGAAUUAGCCAAAUAAAUGCUGCAAAUAGAGCAAAGCAAAAGUAUAUGCAUCGUACAGGACCAGUAAAUUUUGCUAGGAUUCGAGCACAAUUGCGUGCAAAAAAGGAAAAUGAUGAUGAUGUUAGCCAAGCUGAAAUGUUCAUUAUGACCCGUCAAAGCCGAAAAGGAAAACAAGUGGAUGAGGAAACACAAACUGCAAUUGCUAUUCUUCAAGAUUCCAUUCAGAACUCAAAUGAAUCUGAGACGUUUACGUCUUUGUUUGGGAAGGAAAAAUCUGGUCGAGUUCGCUGCUACGGAAGAACAUUAACACCAUCCAUGAUGAAAAAGAAUGUAGAAAUUUCUGCAAUUAAGAAGCAGCAUAAAGAUGAAGUGAGUGGUAUGAAGAGACAAAAGGAUGGAUUGACAUUACUUGUAAGGAACAUGCUGAAGCUACAACACCCUGAUUUAGAUGAAGAAGAGAUCUCUAAUAUGAUGGAAGCUGCUCUAGGCAAUGAAAAUAGUGUAGCUCCGCAUUCAUCUGCAUCCACCUAUGUUCCCCCUCAUGAAAAGCAGAAUGGGGAGAAUGAUGAUUUUCAUGAAGGAGAUGGAGAUGAAGGUAGAGAAGGAGAAGGAGAAGGAGAAGGAGAAGAAGAAGAUUGAUUGCUUUUGGAAGAAAUAAUAAUAUUUUGUUAUUUUGAAAGGUUGUUUGGAACUUAGGAUGACAUCUUGAGAUUUUAUUUUGUUGUUGUUUAUGUUGAAUUGAACAUUGGCAUGAAUUGACUAGAAGCUGUCAAGUUGGACAGGAUUAGGCAUUGCCAUAUUUUGGUAGUAGUUUUAUAAUUUUCUUAGUGUUCUAAAUACAAUAUUCAUGUUAAUUAAGAUUUGGUUUUUGUUUCA